Dermatophagoides pteronyssinus (European house dust mite) is the source of this 1005-nucleotide messenger RNA. RefSeq lists its product as uncharacterized. The record is from RefSeq and is a predicted model, not a curated record. Lineage: Eukaryota; Metazoa; Arthropoda; Arachnida; Sarcoptiformes; Pyroglyphidae.
AUGCAUCGAUUACCGAUUGGUUUUUUUGGUUCAGACGAUGAAGAUUAUAUUGAAACAAUAAAUUUAAAAUCAAUAUUACGUAAUAUAAUUAAAUUAUUAUUAAUUGUAAGCAUUAUUGAAAUGAUUACAAUAUUAUUAUAUUUUCUAACAUCUGGUGGUCAUAUUAUACGUUUAUUAAUGAAAAUUCCAUAUAUUUAUGAUUUUGAUUAUUCAAAACAAUUUUCCUUUAUAUCAUUAAUAAUUAUAUUGAUAAUAUCAACAAUAAUUAGUAUGAUUGGUUAUAUAUCAUUUCGUAGUCCAAUGAUUAAACAGAUUAUCGAUCCAAAUAUAUUGUUAACAAUCAAAAUUCAUCGAUUAUCCGAAUUAUCAAUGUUGAUUUUUGGUUUAAUAUUUCUUAGUUUAGUACCAAUUUUGUUUAUCUAUACAAUGAUGUUAUUUCGUUUUGCUAUCAAUCAACUAAUGAACACCUAUGCAAUAACAAAUAAAUUGGAUGAAACCAACAUGGUAAAAUUGAAAACCAAAUUAUCCGAUCUAAAUGAUCAAUUCAAAGAAAUAAUACCUUGUUUUUCAAUACCAUUAACAAUAACAUUAUCAUCAAGUAUAUUUACUGUAAUCAGUUCAGCUUGUUUCUUGAUGAUUUAUAAUGCAAACAAUAGUAAUAAUCUUUAUGUUGCAUUUGUUUGUAGUUUAGGUAUAUUUUCAUUUAUACGUUUAAUUAUUUUAGCUAGUUUUGGUAAUCUACCAACCAAUAUUUGUCAUGAUCUAAUACGUAUUGUAUAUGAAAAUCUUGAACAUUGGAGCCUACAUGAAUGGAUGUGUUUUAUGGAAUUAAAACGUUUACGUAAAGAAUUUAUUGUAUCAAUAUUUUCAAUGUAUACUGUACGACAAUCAUCCAUAUUGGCAAUGUUAGGUUUUGCAUUAAAUUAUAUUGUUAUUUUAUUACAAACGGAAAAUUUUUCCACUGGAAAUGAUAAUAAUAAUAAUAAUAAUAAUAACAAUAAUUAA